UGCGCGAUACUGUUAUGCCGACACAAAAGUACCGGCUUUUGGGCUGCUUGUGAUUUAAUAAUUAUUUAACUCUUUGCGAGGUAACAUACACCUUGAACUGGACAUAGUGACCCAGGUUACAUUCAUAGUAACAGCUGGGAAUUUUAAAACAAAUUGAGUACUUAAAUCGGAUAUACGAAUAAAAAAAAAUAUUUGGUUCGGACGGCAAUAAUCAACACUUGAAAUUGUAUAACAGUGAAAAAAAUUAAACAAGCAGAUUUAGAUCAUGCCAUAUAAAAUCAAUGUGGUCCUCAUUAUGUUGGCCAUAGUGGGGGCCGUACUGGCCGAUUUAUCAAUGAACCGGCGUGCAAGCAUGGGUUUUAUGGGAAUGAGGGGUAAAAAGGAUCAAGAAUCCGGUGGAAAUAGUGAUGAUACAUCAGCAGGGCUAGAGCUCGACAAAAGAUCUUUUUCGACAUUACUCUUUAGGAGACCAAUGUUCAACGGGGGAAGAUCGGCAGCAGUGGCUGCGGCUGCAGCAGCGGCGAAUUCCGCGGAAGGUUUUAAAAGAGCCAUGGGCUUUGUCGGUAUGCGAGGUAAAAAAGAAUACUCCAAAGGAUCGGCCGGUUUUUUUGGUAUGCGUGGUAAAAAAGUGCCUUCGGAAGCAUUCUUUGGAGUAAGGGGUAAAAAAUGGGCCAAUAUGGACACUAGUGAUGAUGAGCAGACCAUAAUUGCUUUACAUAAAAUAUUCAACAAUAUGCAAACAGAUGGAGAACGAAAUUAUGUGGUAACAAAAUUUGACGAAGAAAAGGAAAUACGUUAAUUUAAAUUUUAGAUUAUACCGUAGCACCAUUUUAAUAUUAUGAGUUAAAAUUCUUUACUUACUACUAUUUAAAUUAACUUAUUUUAUAGUAGUUAAUAUGAAUUUAAAAUAAACAUAAUUGUAUAAAGAAAUGCAUAUUUUAAAACAUUGUUUGUCUACGUGUUGAGUUGAUUAUUGAUUAUUUUAUGUAUUUAAUUUAAAUUUUAACGCUAUAAAAUAUGAAUAUAAAUAUAUAAUUUUAUUGAUUAUUUUAA
Daktulosphaira vitifoliae (grape phylloxera) is the source of this 1053-nucleotide messenger RNA. Its product is annotated as tachykinins-like. The transcript is spliced from 4 exons. The record is from RefSeq and is a predicted model, not a curated record. Lineage: Eukaryota; Metazoa; Arthropoda; Insecta; Hemiptera; Phylloxeridae. Bases 266 to 799 code for a protein of 177 amino acids.